GUUAUGUUGUGUAGGAUGACAACUUCGGGCAUUUACGAAAAGUUUACACCAGGCAGCAUUAAUGAGAAAUAUCGAGUACAAAGUUUUGUACAAAGUAAAAUAUAAUUACUACAAAUUAAUCAAGUUUGCACACAAAACAGAAUCAGUCCAUUUUAAAUUUAGGUAUACUUUUGUAAUUUAAAAUAAUGGAUGGGGGAGAAAAUAGAGAGUUACGUCGAAGCAAUGUAGCUGUAAUUAGGGAAGUGUAUGAUGGGCAUGACUCCCAACAGUACUUUCAAUUAGAGCUCGAAAAAGCCCUCGACAGUUGCUGCUCUGUUAUUAUAAUUGAACCUACCCAACUGGGUGAUGAAACAGCCCAUUGGAUUACUAUGGGCAAUUUUUUACACAAAGCCGCAGUUGUUACUGGAGUAACUUCCAUUGUUUCAGGUUUUGCUUGGACUGAUAGUUGUAUGCCUCAAAUGCCUCUUGCUGGACUUUCUCUAGUGUGUACAAGUCUUUAUACAGCUUCAUGGCAGUUCGAUCCCUGUGUAAAGUAUCAGGUAGAGAGGGAUCCAAGAAAACUAUCAAGGCUGCCUAUACUGGGGGCACUGACGGCAGCAUCGCCCGUAGUUCUGGUGCGCAAAGACGAUACCCGUAGGAAAAUUUUGCAUUGUACCAUUUCAUUGGCGGCCGCGGCCAUAUGUUUUUAUAGGUUAUAUUGGAAAUAGUACAAAUGUUAGAGAAAAAACAUCUAGCUCAACGCAAUAGUGCGCUGGUUGAUGAAGUUUACUGUCAAUAAUAUAAGCAACAGAAAAAGAAUCGCCCAGGGUGUGAUUUGGUUUGAGAAAAAAUUUCAUCAAACGGAGUUGCUAGUUCAGAUUUAUGGACAAAAACUGUAGGAAACAAUAGUUACGAAUGUUACCCCAAUUUUAUUGGUAAAAAAAUAUACAUAUUUUUCUUUUA
This is a messenger RNA of Cylas formicarius (sweet potato weevil), 942 nucleotides long. RefSeq names its product transmembrane protein 11-A, mitochondrial (gene Pmi). NCBI's taxonomy places the organism in Eukaryota, Metazoa, Arthropoda, Insecta, Coleoptera, Brentidae. Gene Ontology annotation, biological process: inner mitochondrial membrane organization. The coding region runs from base 186 to 707 and encodes 173 amino acids. Gene Ontology annotation, cellular component: mitochondrial inner membrane. The transcript is spliced from 4 exons. The record is from RefSeq and is a predicted model, not a curated record.